AUUCCAGGACACCGACAGGUUCAGGACGAGUUGAGUAGUGAACUCCAAUUGAAUAACGAAGCGUAGUAUAAUCAGGACUUUAAAGACUUCGAGUUAGGACCGCAGAGAAUAUAGUUUGUUUUUAUAUUUGUUUUGCCAUACUUGAAACGGAAGUAGUCAAAAGGUUACGUCGGCUCUCCCAGUUUACGUAAAUCUGCACAUGCGCAGCUCGGACCGAUCGGAAGCCCUUUUUUGCCUAGCGUUGAUCGACUAGCAUCAAACGAGCCUCAAGAUGCAGCUCUUCUUGCGUGCCCAGAACACCCACACCCUUGAGGUGACGGGUCAGGAGACCGUUGGAGCUAUCAAGGCCCACGUCCAGGCUCUUGAGGGUCUCCUGGUUGAAGACCAGGUGCUGCUGCUCGCCGGUUGCCCACUGGAGGAUGACCUCUCUCUGGCAUCUUGUGGAAUCUCUGAGCACUGUACCCUGGAGGUGGCUGGAAGGCUUCUUGGAGGCAAGGUCCACGGUUCUCUGGCCCGUGCUGGUAAAGUGAGGGGACAGACCCCCAAGGUUGACAAGCAGGAGAAGAAGAAGAAGAAGACCGGCCGGGCUAAGCGUCGCAUCCAGUACAACCGGCGCUUCGUCAACGUGGUGCCCACCUUCGGAAAGAAGAAGGGACCCAAUGCCAACUCCUAAGUGCUCUUUAUAGCGCCUGGGCGGAGAUGACUUGCAUUCACAUCACAUCUUUGUUUACCAAAUGAAAUGUUUUCCUCUGCACAGAAUAAAGAUUUGACUUGGUGAACAAAUCA
Messenger RNA from Gadus chalcogrammus (walleye pollock), 786 nucleotides. RefSeq names its product FAU ubiquitin like and ribosomal protein S30 fusion a (gene faua). The coding region runs from base 272 to 673 and encodes 133 amino acids. The transcript has 5 exons. The record is from RefSeq and is a predicted model, not a curated record. Gene Ontology annotation, biological process: translation. Gene Ontology annotation, molecular function: structural constituent of ribosome; protein binding. Gene Ontology annotation, cellular component: cytosolic small ribosomal subunit; ribosome. NCBI's taxonomy places the organism in Eukaryota, Metazoa, Chordata, Actinopteri, Gadiformes, Gadidae.